Striga asiatica is the source of this 3261-nucleotide messenger RNA. The record is from the annotation of a GenBank genome assembly. Lineage: Eukaryota; Viridiplantae; Streptophyta; Magnoliopsida; Lamiales; Orobanchaceae.
CUUCCGUCUCUUACUUAAAACAGAGAUGUUGACGUGACUGUCGUCCUCGUCUACUGUUAAAUUACUACAACCUUCCCGUCAAUGGCGCACGUUGGUCAAAAGUUAUAAUAAUCCAUGGCGGAGCCUCGCCUUACCCUACACUCCUUCCCUCAUAAUCUGAGUGAAGCCAGCUACGGAUGAUCUGAGGCUUAAUCAUUUCACGCACGCGCGUACGAAUCAUUAUCUGCUGUGCUCUCCAGAACUCGACAGCUUACAUAAUUUAUAUAAUCUGAAGCUGAAGUAUGAGGAAUUCCCUUAAUUCUAUGCUUGCGGCCGUUCAAUUUUCAUUCACCGUGUUGUGGGUGCUGAUUUCGCUCGUAGCUUGGGAUUGACGCGCGGCGAAAUCUGACCGUUGGUCUCCUUUGUGUCGGUACUCAAAUUAUUUGCAGAUCUGAGUGGCUUUUGAUUUGUCGGUGAUGUCACAGCUCGAUGAAUUGCUGUUCAGAAAGGGGCUGCUAAGAAUGGCCCAUUGGGGGUUCAUGAAACAUUUGUUUCUUGUAUGCUCUUUACUAUCCUUUGUGGAUGCUAAUUUACGGGACAAAAUGUUGAAAAGAGAAGCUCUGUCUCAGUCUACUGUUCUUGUGGACGUGGCUUCUAUGCUUGAGCUGCCAUCAAUGGUGAAUUUACAUUCUCAUAAACGUCAUCUACUUCGUGAUCGUGCUCCUGCUCAUUCUCCUAAUAAUUAUGGUCGCUUUGUGAUUUCCACUCCCCCUUCAAGCUCUCGUAUGUCCAAAUCUUUCAUUAAAAGGAGUGAUUUAGUUCCAGCUAGUGCCAGCCUUCCAUCACCUUCACAUCUUUCAGAGACUGCACCAGUCCAAUCCAAGCCUCAUACUAUACCUGCUGGUUUAGCUCAGCCGCCACUGUCCUCGGGCAUCUCUAAUUGUUGUGCACCAAACAUGGUGCUCAAACGUGGGAGCCAUGGCUGUCACUGUGCAUAUCCAAUAAGGCUUGAGAUUCUGCUUCUGAAUGUCUCUUCUAAUCCGAACUGGAAUCAUUUUCUGGACCAAUUUGCUUCCAAGCUGCAUUUGCAAGUGUCACAGAUUGAACUCAUUAACUUUUAUAUGGUCAAUAUAUCUGGACUUAAUAUAUCAAUGGACAUUACUCCACAUACGGGUAUAAGUUUUUCUUCCAGUGAAGUUGCCAUGAUAAACUCUUCCCUGUCGAUGCGCAAGGUCUAUCUGGAUCCUGCUUUAGUGGGUGACUACAAGCUUCUCAACAUAACCUGGUUUAGACCACCAGCACUGCCUCAAGCUCCAUCAUCUGCUAAAUCUCCAGCAGAAAAACCGCCAAGUUUUCCAUCUACUUCUUCUGGAGCAUCUGUGACUUCAAAAAAAGUCCGGCGGCCAAGUAUAGUUAUUGUCAUUGGACUUGGAGCCUUGAUCGUGCUAGUUGUUGUCAUGUCUGUGGUUAUAAUUUGUUUCUGUGUAUCUCGUCGUGGGAAGCAUUCUGAACCUUUCAAGGAAACUGCCAAACAGAGGAGUGUGGAGACAAAUCCAGCAGUAGGGUCUCUUCGCCAUCCAUCCAGUACAAGAUUCCUCACAUAUGACGAACUAAAAGAGGCUACAAACAAUUUUGAGCCGACUAGUGUUCUUGGAGAGGGUGGCUUUGGGAGAGUAUUCAAGGGUGUCCUAAGUGAUGGAACUGCUGUUGCUAUAAAAAGGCUUAGCAGUGGAGGACAACAAGGGGAUAAAGAAUUUUUGGUUGAGGUUGAGAUGCUAAGUAGGUUGCAUCACAGGAACCUGGUGAAACUUGUUGGAUACUUUAGUAAUCGUGACUCCUCACAGAACCUUCUCUGUUACGAGCUUGUUCCAAAUGGAAGUUUGGAAUCUUGGCUCCAUGGGCCCUUGGGACUAAACUGCCCACUUGACUGGGACACCAGAAUGAAAAUUGCUCUAGAUGCUGCACGUGGGCUCGCAUACUUGCACGAGGACUCUCAACCUUGUGUCAUUCAUAGGGAUUUCAAGGCAUCAAAUAUAUUGCUCGAGAACAACUUUCAUGCUAAAGUUUCUGAUUUUGGCCUUGCUAAGCAGGCCCCUGAAGGCAGGACAAAUUAUCUCUCCACCCGGGUUAUGGGAACUUUCGGAUAUGUUGCCCCUGAGUAUGCCAUGACUGGGCACCUGUUGGUGAAGAGUGAUGUUUACAGCUAUGGAGUGGUUCUUCUCGAGUUGUUGACAGGAAGAAAGCCAGUAGACAUGUCACAACCAUCAGGCCAAGAGAACCUUGUUACAUGGGUUUGUUUUAUUCCCAUAUCUUACUCGUUCUUUGUUCUUGUAGUUUCGAGUAUUCAUGCUAGGCCGAUACUACGAGAAAAGGACCGAUUGGAAGAACUAGCCGACCCAAGGCUGGAUGGGAAGUAUCCAAAGGAAGACUUUUUUCGGGUUUGCACGAUUGCAGCAGCUUGUGUGGCCCCAGAUGCCAACCAACGGCCAACUAUGGGAGAAGUUGUUCAGUCGCUCAAAAUGGUGCAACGCACCACAGAGUAUCAAGACCCCAAUGUACCUUCCAACUCUGCACCCAACAACCUUAGGCAGUCAUCCACGACCUUCGAGUCUGACAGAACAUCAUCAAUUUUUUCUUCCGGUCCAUACUCAGGUUUUAGUGCGUUAGAUAAUGAAAACAUUUCUAGGACGGUUGUAUUUUCGGAGGAUCUUCAUGAGGGAAGAUGAGUCUCGUUUUCCUUUUGUGGAAUGUUUCUUUUAAUUAAAAUAGCUUUAGAUUGUGCAGUCCUUUUGUAUCUUUGAGAUGGAAUCCUUGAAUCUAUCAAGGGUUAAGGAGGAAAGGGAAAAAGUAAAAGAAAUAGAGAAAAGACUGCGAGUAAGCAUGACCAAGAAUGUCUGCAUCUCUUAAUUGUGAGAGUAAUUGUGAUGUUGUUGUACAUCCCAUGUAGAAAAGGGGUUUGCGAAAGUUUCCAGUGUGGACUGUGGUGUUCGUUCUCUGCAUGAAGAGAUGUGCAUAACUCUGAUUAACUAUCUCUUAAUUUGGCUGGCAUUCUGGUUUGUUCAUCUGUUAGAUGCCAAACAUUUUACGAAAUAGUUUCUCUAUUAUGUUUAGCGCUUCAUCUUGUAUUACGGCAGGUUCAGUGCAUGCCUCGUACAAACUAAAACAAGCUUUUGUGUAUAUGGCAUGACACAAUUAACUAUAAGUUUGACGAAUUUAGAUCCAAAUUGGGGACAAAAUUCUCCAUUUUUGUGUUGUGCUAGUAAUCUUCAUGUUCAUAUGCAC